Messenger RNA from Cylicostephanus goldi, 346 nucleotides. Lineage: Eukaryota; Metazoa; Nematoda; Chromadorea; Rhabditida; Strongylidae. The record is from the annotation of a GenBank genome assembly.
CGUAUGAAGGAACCCCUAGAACGCCAGCUUUCGCGCUGCCUGGCCCCUCACUGCCGCUAGUACCUCAGUCUUGCAUAUUAAUCAGUUUUUCUAGGACACGUUGCGAAGCGGUGGCGUAUUGAACUGCUUCAUAGACCGAGACCGACGACUUCUUGAUCACGUUAUUCGGAUUGUCAACUUUCAGCUUGGUUUCGAUACUCGGAUAAAUGGUGGCAUCUUUGUGCCGAUGUUAUUGAUUGACGCGGUGAGCCGCAGCUCGAUUGGCUUCGAUGUGAUACUUCGUGAGUGCAUCAUCAUUGUGAUCAAGCUGUUCCAUCCGUAUGCGUGCUGGCACGAUUCUAGAUAG